AACACAGAGAAAAUUACUAUUGUCAUACAUAUAAAUUACCAACACAAACAAGUUUUCAGCUCACUACAAGAAUUUAAUAAUAAUUUUAAUCGCUACAGAAGAAGAAGAUCUCGUCGUUAUGCUUAGAGGUUGGGUUUUACGAAGAUGGCUUCAGAAGAGCAGUAUUCAACACAUAUCAUCGGUGGGAUUUUCCAGAGUGUCACAGUUGAUGCCUCGAGGUGUUUCUCAGGGUAGUGUGGUGCCUUGCCAGCUGUGUGGAUACACCCAACCAUCAUUUUUACAUGUUGCAUCAGUCCUGUAUAAGAAGCGAAAAGGAAAAGAUGAAAAAAAAGCUGUGAUGGUGAAUCCAAAGGGCAUCAAGGAGAAAAGUCAUGUUGUCAAUAUCUGGAAGAACAUGACUGUCCAGGAGCUGGCUGAUGCAAUUAAGAGAGAUUUAGAUACAUUAUUUGAAAUCUUUAUUUAUGUGGAGGAUAGUGAGGAGUAUGACAGGCCCGAUGCAGCAAUAGACAACCUGAAGGUGAUACAGAAUGCUGUUAAAAGAGCUGGUCUGCGAUUCAGGCUUGCUAGCCCACCAGACAAGAUAGAAAUGACAAAGGAGAGUAAAGAUGCUUUUAGAAGACCUCCACCUGAUGAAAGUGAACUUGUUCGUCGACCUCCUGUUGUAACUAUAAUGGGACAUGUCGAUCAUGGCAAGACUACUUUGCUGGAUGCUCUGAGACAUUCUGCCAUUGUUGACACAGAGUUUGGAGGAAUAACACAACAUAUUGGAGCAUUUUCUGUACGGCUUGACUCUGGUGAGAAAGUAACAUUCCUGGAUACACCUGGGCAUGCAGCCUUCAGGGAGAUGCGUGCACGGGGAGCAACAGUGACGGACAUAGUGGUGCUGGUGGUGGCAGCUGAUGAUGGUGUCAUGGAACAGACAAAGGAAUCCAUUCAUCAUGCUCUAGAAGCCAAUGUAUCGAUUGUUGUGGCUAUCAAUAAGAUUGACAAACCUGGAGCUAAUGUUGCCCAGACACGAGAUAUGUUGCUUCAGCACGGGUUGCAGCUGGAAGAUCAUGGAGGAGAUAUUCAAGCUGUGCCAAUUUCAGCUCUCAAAGGACAAAAUCUCAACUUACUUGUGGAAGCCAUCGUUACUCAAGCAGAACUACUGAAUCUAUGUGCUGAUCCGCGUGGUUUAGUAGAAGCUGUUGUUGUGGAGUCUAGACUUGAUCUAGGAAGAGGAAAGGUAGCUACAUGUAUCAUACAGAGAGGCACCUUAAGCAAAGGAGCAGUGUUGGUUGCGGGCACUGCCUGGUGCAAAGUACGCAAUUUGUUUGAUGACGCUGGACAACCAGUGAAGGCUGCCCCACCAGCCACGCCUGUCCAGGUUAUUGGAUGGAAAGAAUUACCAGCAGCUGGCGAUUUAGUGCUGGAAGUAGAAUCAGAGCGAUGUGCUUCAGAGGUGGUCGAGUGGAGGAGGAAAGAAGAAACAAAGGAGAAACAGGAGCAGCAGCAAGAGGCAAUCCAAGAGAAGCUAAAUGAGCAUCUCGCAGUGUACAAAGCUCAGUUGGAAGAGAAAAGAAGAUUGGGUAUCAGGUUACUUUGUGUAAUGGAGAAGACUGUGGUCUUUGUCGAUGGCCAAGGAUCAAUAUACACAUUUAACACUGAAAUACCAGCUGAUGUUCAGAAAAUGGCUAAAGAUGAAGGAGUGUCUAUCAAGAAGAACAAUGUGAUUUAUCAUCUUGUAGAAGAUCUGAAAAUAGAGAUAUCACAAAAUUUGCCGCCUAAAGACAUAGAAGAAAUUUUAGGUGAGGCAAAUGUAAUCGAAGAGUUCCUGAUAACAGAACGCAAAAAGAAGGUCCCAGUUGCUGGUUGCCGAUGUGUCAGAGGGGUUCUCAAAAAAGAAGCACUUUACAGAGUCAUAAGAGGACAAGAUAUUAUUCACGAGGGGUUGUUGUCAUCAAUGUACCAUAUUAAGUCAGAAGUGGCCACUAUUACUAGGGGCAAGGAAUGUGGACUCAAGUUUGUGGAUGAAUUGUUAAGGUUUCAGCCUGGAGACACACUAGUCUGUUACCAAAUGAACAAGGUUUCACAGGUCACAGACUGGGAUCCAGGCUUCUAGACAAACUCUAGCAAUCAUGUAACAAUUAUGUAGGGUAGGGUAAAAGCAUGAUGAUAAUGUACCAGAAAUCAUGUACUGUAAUAAACUUGAUUCAGUUCAAUACGCAAGAAAUUUUUGUAGUCAUACCCAUACAAGAAACAGUGUAACAGAAUUGAUUGCCUUUUCAUGUUGGCAUAAUACUAAUACCAAUACUUAAAGAAAGUUUAAGCUUAAAAACAAAGGUUAUCACAUUUUCCAUAGGUAUCAAUCAUUAAACAAAAAAGCCAAAUUUGUUUGUGCUGCUAACACAGAAUAUGAUUAAAUAUUUUUAGCAUAGAACAUAUAGGUUAAGAGAAUCUUUCAAAAAAUAUUUACCAGCUUACUGAAACCAAUUUUAUUUUUUAAUGUAUGAACCUUAGUGCUUCCAUAUUAAUAUAUUCAAGUUAUUAUAUUUAGGGGAAAUGGCAAAUCCUGCAGAAUGGGGGGGAAAUGAGGUUUAAUCCAAACAAGGGAAUAAUAAUAUAAUUACAUGCCCAAGGAAAGGGAGGACAGAUGUGAUUCCUUGCAUUAUUAUUACAUUGUUGGGGGAAGCACUAAACCUGCAGAGGUCAUACAACACCUGGGGGAAAAGGAAAGCAUUCAGACUUUAUGCAAGGAAUUGGAGAACACAUCCAAUUCUUUAGAUCUAGAGCCACUCGCAAGCAUCAAAGAGCCUUCCUAGAGGUUUCCCCUGAAUUGA
This is a messenger RNA of Cherax quadricarinatus, 2819 nucleotides long. The record is from RefSeq and is a predicted model, not a curated record. Lineage: Eukaryota; Metazoa; Arthropoda; Malacostraca; Decapoda; Parastacidae.